CUCUGUUGCUCAUCCCCAACUCUGUUACUCAUCGUCGACACUUGCACUCUCUCCUCUGCCGGCGCUCCCUCCGUCGUCUCCCUUAACCUGUCUCUGCUGGCGCUCGCAUUCCCUGCGCUCACUACUCACGGUGUCGGUCAGCCAACGGAGGUCGCCUUUCCUUCCUCCGCGCUGCCAUUCUCUGUCCUCCACCCUCGUCAUGUUGCUCAAUCUUCUACUACCUUCGAAGUCCUCACUGCAUGCAUAUGGCGUUGUCAUACCGCUGCAUUGCAAUGGCAAAACCCUAACACCAAGAGGUUCGCUUGCUUUGCACAGUCAAUGCACGUUUUGACUGUGCCGUCGCCGCCGCUAGAAGAGCACUCAACCGCAACAAAGGCAACAACUGGCCUUCUGCUUCCGGCGCUCACCGAGCCCGCUAUCUCCGCGCCAUCGCUACCAUGGUCGUCGAGAGAAAGGAUCACCUCGCUAAGCUUGAAUCCCUUGAUUGCAGAAAACCACUCGAUGAAGCUGCCUGGGACAUGGAUGAUGUUGCUGGUUGCUUCGAGUUUUAUGCUGGCCUUGCCAAGAACCUCGACGCUAAGCAGAAGGCACGCGUUUCUCUUCCCAUGGAAACUUUCAAGAGUUAUGUCCUCAAUGAAUCCAUUGGUGUUGUUGGAUUAAUCACCCCAUGCUGCUUGCUUCCAUGGUGGACGUGAUGAUCCGAUACCCAGCCCAUUUAACCCGUUGACAGAUGGCAGCACCCAGCCCAUAAUUCAUGUACUCACCAAGUAUGAUAUCUUGACCCUGCUAGCUUGGGGUGUUCUUUACAGGUUCUUCUUCUACUUGGUACUGAGAUUUUACUCCAAGAAUGAGAGAAAAUGAUGAACCAAUUGUAUAUAUACUAUGUCUACAUUUUUGGUUCUUGAUAAAGUUUUAGACUUCUAUGUACCAUUUUCCUAUGGUUUGUUGAAAAUGUGAAACAAUAAUAACAAAUAUAUAUUAUCAUGAUCAUAUAUGUGAAAAGUAGCUACUGAGUUUUUCAGCUUUA
Messenger RNA from Arachis ipaensis, 1027 nucleotides. The record is from RefSeq and is a predicted model, not a curated record. Lineage: Eukaryota; Viridiplantae; Streptophyta; Magnoliopsida; Fabales; Fabaceae.